UGCUACGCACACUUUGCGAACAGAAUUUCGAAUCGAGCAAGGACUUCUACCAGCACGUACUACCUAAGGAAAAGAUUGAUAGUUACAAGUGUAAUAUAUGUGGUCAGCGAUACGGCAGCUAAUCCUCGAUCAUCGAAACAGAGAUAAUACGCAAAGAAAGAAUAAAAUGCCCAAGAAAAUAAAAAGGAACCACGAAGAUGUUGAACACGAUCUGAAACAAACCUACACUGUCCCAAAUAAUUAUCCAUGGCACGAUAAAAUAAAUUGUGAUCCUUUAAAAAUCGAAUCGAAUAAUUGUAUUCCGAUAAUCAAAAUCGAAGACGAUUUGACGAAUUCAACGAAUACAGAAAUUCUACCGAUAGAAAGCAUAUUUCUUCCAUGUUAUGUCGAAGAUGAGAACGAUCAUCCGUGGAACAGAAUUGAAAUGAACAAUGAAAGAAACAAAAUAUCAGAAGUGCAGAGAAAUGAAAUUCUCUGCACAGGGAAAUGCUCUGAACAGAAGAAGGAAGUUGAAAAGGUGCCCGAAGGGGACAGCCAAAAAGAGGAAGUGGAUCAGAUACUAGAGACCCUACGAAAUGUCUGUCCAGUAUGUCAGAGGCAAUUCGACGACGAGAACCUGAUGCAGAAGCACUAUAAGAGGAUUCACAAGGGACCUUACACUUGCUACAAGUGUCAGAAGGGUUAUUAUUCAAUGGUGGCCCUUAGGGAGCACGAGAAGGUGUCGCACAAGGUCGACCUCACUCUCUUAGAGUGCGUCAAUUGUCUUCAGAAGUUCAAGCAUAAGCUUGGACUGAGGCGUCAUCAGCUUCGUUUCCACAGCAACCUUGAAGCGAAGUUCAUUUGCGAUUACUGCGACAAACGUUAUAAAUUGAAGAAUGAUUUGUCUGAUCAUAUCAAGAGGACUCAUACCAAACUGCCUAGCGUUUGCAAGUAUUGCGGUAAAUCAGUGAAGAACAUAGUGGGUCACGAGUGGAAACACUUGAAGACAGACAAGAAAGUUAGUUAUCAUCAUUUUUGUCAUUUGUGUUUCAAGAAGUUUACGAAUAACAAUCAGUUGGUGAAUCAUUUGGUGCAGCAUCAGGUUGGUUUCAAGUGUAACGUUUGUGAAGAGUCCUUUGAUCUUCCUUCAGCUUUGCAUAAGCACAAGGAUCUGAAGCAUAAGCCUAGCUUUGUGUGUUCCAUCUGCAAGGGGGCUUUCACUGCUAGAAGUAGUUUUUACACUCAUGUGUUGACCCACGAUGGUGUUAGACCAUAUAAGUGUGAUGUUUGCGGUGAAGAUUUUACACAGGGUUCCAGUUUACGUAGGCAUAGGAAACACCACCCUGGACCACUUCCGCCGUUGACUACCACCACGAAAAUAGCGGAAAUUGCGAAGAAAAUUUUAGAUAAGGCUUAGGAGUUCGGCGAGUAUUACUGGUUGUUGUAAGAGUGGUUUCGUUUGAAAAUGUAUAUAGUGGACACUAUGAGAAGAUGUGUAUUGAGGUAUUUUUUAAGGUGUGUAGAUUGUAUGUUGCUGAGGACAAAUUUAUUUAGGUUCCUCGAUUUAUUUAGGAUUUUUAUAUUAAUUGGAGUUUUUCAUUUUAUCAUUUCAUUUAUUGGAACUUGACGUGGAUAUCUUGAAGAGAAAUUAUUAUAACUUUUAUUUGGAGGAUUUAAGUAUAUUAAGAUAAUAAUAUAUUAUUAUAGUGAUAUACUUGGUAUAAAUACUUAAGUAAAGCACUUAAGUAAACCUCUAAUUAAGAAGAUCAAAACUUCGCCCUUUUAUUUAGAUACUCUUCUAAGGAUUCCUAAUUUACCUAAUCUUCAUUUAUUUAUGAAGCAGAAGAAACUCACUUUUUGUAAUAUUACA
Osmia lignaria (orchard mason bee) is the source of this 1849-nucleotide messenger RNA. The record is from RefSeq and is a predicted model, not a curated record. Lineage: Eukaryota; Metazoa; Arthropoda; Insecta; Hymenoptera; Megachilidae.